This is a messenger RNA of Cooperia oncophora, 396 nucleotides long. NCBI's taxonomy places the organism in Eukaryota, Metazoa, Nematoda, Chromadorea, Rhabditida, Trichostrongylidae. The record is from the annotation of a GenBank genome assembly.
AUGGAGCAUGGCAUCAAAGUGUUUCCUUUCCGCGAUCCUCGCGAUCAAUCCUCCGGCAUCACACAGUGGAGAAACUGCGCGUUUUGCGAGGAAGAAGGCAUGCAUUUCUCUGACGCGUGUCCUCGCGUACGAGAUGGCGACACUCGAUACAAUAUGAUUCUAAGAAGAGGAUGGUGUACACAUUGUCUCGAAGGAUCGAGAGAUACCGAGCGGGGGAAUGCUGGUAUUGUUGUCGAGACUUGCGUCUGGACAAUGACGAAUUCCACCAUCGAUCGCUUUGUAAUGUGCCCGACGGGAGCUGUGGAGGCGUACGACUGGUCAAGGAACCUCGAGAGAUGUAUGACGAUGACGAUGACGGUGACGCCGGAGUGUCGACAACGUCGACGAGAAGCAUGA